Chenopodium quinoa (quinoa) is the source of this 3567-nucleotide messenger RNA. Its product is annotated as calmodulin-binding transcription activator 2-like. NCBI's taxonomy places the organism in Eukaryota, Viridiplantae, Streptophyta, Magnoliopsida, Caryophyllales, Amaranthaceae. The transcript has 13 exons. Gene Ontology annotation, molecular function: protein binding; double-stranded DNA binding; transcription coregulator activity. The record is from RefSeq and is a predicted model, not a curated record. Bases 214 to 3216 code for a protein of 1000 amino acids. Gene Ontology annotation, biological process: regulation of transcription by RNA polymerase II. Gene Ontology annotation, cellular component: nucleus.
UUCACCUUCCUCUUUUUUUCCUCUCUCCUCCAAUUUAGAAGAACUGUAGUAACCCAGAAAUAUCCCUUUUUCACAUUUGUCCAGCUUACGUUUUCGGAUCGUCUUCUUUCUCUCUCCUCCUUAAACCUACCAACAUUCUUCUCUGCUUCACUCCUUCAAUCCAACUUUUGCUGGAAGAUCGAACCUUCUUUCUCUCUCCUCUCUUCGGUUUUCAUGGCGGAUAGAGGAUCUAUUGCUCCUGGAAUUCGUCUUGAUAUUCAACAAUUACAGUUAGAGGCUCAACAUCGAUGGUUGCGACCAGCUGAAAUUUGUGAAAUUCUCAGGAAUUAUCAAAAAUUUCAAAUUUCUUCAGAACCUCCAACCCGGCCCUCAAGCGGCUCUCUCUUUCUUUUUGAUCGAAAGAUUUUGAGAUACUUUAGGAAGGAUGGCCAUAACUGGCGGAAGAAAAAGGAUGGAAAGACUGUGAAGGAAGCUCAUGAGAAGCUAAAGGUUGGAAGUGUUGAUGUGCUGCAUUGCUACUAUGCCCAUGGUGAAGAUAAUGAAUGUUUUCAGAGGCGCAGCUAUUGGUUGCUUGAAGAGGAGUACAUGCAUAUUGUUUUUGUGCAUUACUUGGAGGUUAAGGGUAACAGGAGCAGCAUUAGAGAGGCAGAACCAUUGAUUUCCAGUUCCCAGAUUAGCAACUCUGUGUCUAGUAGUGUUUCAAACAGUUAUAAUGAAGCUUUUACUGGAAAUACUGGAUCCCCAAGUGCAGUUAGUUCUUUGACCUCUUCUUAUGAAGAUAUUGAAUCUGAGGAUAAUUACCAAGCAAUGUCAAAGUACCCAUCACCUGUUACCUUCCAAAACAUGGAAGACACUGUUGAAAAUAACAAGCCAGGUUCCCUUAUGAACUCCAACUUUAUUUCUACAUACCCUGACAACUAUAAAGGGAGCCAACUUCCUGGUCCUGGAUUGGAUUACACUUCUCUUGCUCAACGAGGAGCUGGAACUAAUGAUUAUAAUCAAUUAAAAACACUCGACUUGGGGAGCUGGGAAGAAGUUUUUCAGCAGUCUACUAGAGGUCCGGAAAAUUUACUACCAAAUCCGUUACUUUCUGGUGCUCCUCUUGUUGGAAGCAUUGAUGGUUACAAUGAGAGUUUCAGUCAGCUUCUGGAUGCUGGCUUUGGUGUCAAUGGUGCACCAGGAGCUUCUUUAGCCCCAUACUUGCAGAGUAACAACCCAUUAGAACUUUCUUUCACUGAAUAUCAAGACAAUACAAACAUUACUGCUACUGCUAAGCAGCCAUUGCUGGGAUCUAUUAGGGCAGAGGAGGGCCUGCAAAAAGUUGAUAGUUUCAAUAAAUGGAUGACCAAGGAAUUAGCUGAAGUAGAUGACUUGGAUUUGAAGUCGACUUCAAAUCUGUCAUGGCAAAAUAUUGAAGCUGCUGCUUCUGUUGAUGAUCCUUCUGACUACUCAAUGAGUCCCUCAAUUGGCCAAGAUCAGCUCUUUGACAUUCAAGACUUCUCACCAAGUUGUGCUUCAACAGACAGUGAAACAAAGGUUGUGAUCACUGGAAAAUUUAUGGUCAGUCCCUCAGAGGUGUUCAAGUAUAAUUGGUCUUGCAUGUUUGGGGAAGUAGAGGUGCCUGCUAAAGUUCUCGGCAAUGGUGUUCUCUGUUGUUAUGCACCACUGCAUAGUGUUGGACGAGUCCCUUUCUAUGUAACAUGUUCUAACAGGUUUGCUUGUAGUCAAGUGCGAGAAUUUGAAUAUCUUGUUCAGGGUAAAAAAGACAAAAACACGGUUAGCAGUAUGACAGAAAAUCAGCUUUGGCUCCGACUUCAGAAUCUUCUAUCUAUAAGUUCUCCCGGGAAUUUUGAUUCUACUUCUGAAAGUAUUAGAAAGAAGGAGCGAAUUUUUAGGAAAAUAUUUCUAUUAAUGGAAGAUGAACUUGUCUUGGGGGUUGAACAACAUUUGAAAGAAAAAGUGGUCUCUUGGCUGUUUGACAAGGUUAGUAGUGAAGAUGGAAAAGGACCAAAUACACUUGAUGAAGAGGGGCAAGGGUUGUUGCAUCUAGCUGCAGCACUUGGUUUCGAUUGGAUUAUCCCCCCUACUUUAGCUGCUGGUGUUAGUGUGAAUUUCCGGGACAUAAAUGGAUGGACGGCUCUCCACUGGGCUGCAUGCUACGGAAGAGAGAAGACUGUUGCUUUUCUAGUUGCACUGGAAGCUGGAUCGGGAUUAGUAACAGAUCCUUCACCAGAAUUUCCUUUGGGUAGAACUGCUGCGGACUUGGCUUCGGCUAAUGGAUACAAAGGAAUAUCUGGUUUCCUUGCAGAACAUUCCUUGACUGCUCACCUUGAGACCCUUACAAUGACCGAACGAAAGAAGGAUAGUCCAGUUGAAAACUCUAUGAACAAUGCUGUACAAACAAUGAGAGAGAAGGUGGCUACUCCUGGUGAUGAAGGCGAUGGGUCAGAUUUGUCAUUAAAGGAUUCCUUGGCUGCUGUUCGCAAUGCCACUCAAGCUGCUGGUCGUAUCCAUCAAGUUUUCAGGAUGCAGUCAUUCCAAAGGAAGCAAGUCAGUAAGGGUGCUGGUGAUGAUGAGUCUUUGUUGACUGAUGAACAGUUUCUUUCACUUGUAUCAUCCAAAAUUAAGAGGCCUGGGCAUCCUGAUGAAAAAGCCCAUUCAGCUGCAACUCACAUACAGAAAAAAUUUCGUGGUUGGAAAAAGAGGAAAGAAUUUCUGACUAUUCGCGAAAGAGUUGUUAGAAUCCAGGCCCAUGUAAGAGGUCACCAGGCGAGGAAACGAUACAAACCAGUUGUCUGGUCUGUGGGAAUACUAGAGAAAGCGAUUCUGCGGUGGAGACGAAAAGGGACUGGAUUGCGUGGGUUUCGUUCUGAUGCCCUUAAUAAAGCAGCAUCCAGCACCGAUGCUCCACCAGUUGUACAGAAGCCACCUUCUGAAGAAGAUGAUUAUGAUUAUCUGAAAGAAGGAAGGAAACAAACUGAAGAACGGUUGCAAAAAGCCCUUGUCCGGGUGAAGUCCAUGGUUCAAUAUCCUGAUGCAAGAGCACAGUAUCGAAGGCUUCUGACUGCUGUAGAAGGUUUUCAAAAGAAUCAGAGUCAGGUACAAGACAGCACCCUAAACAGGACAGAUAUUGCACCAGCUGAAGGUGAAGAUGACAUGAUUGAUGUUGAAAGCUUACUACAUGAUGACAACUUCAUGGCUAUAGCAUUUGAAUGACUUGAUUUUCUAUUUUCAUUCUAAUUUGUGCAAUUUGUACAUAAGGUGAACUGUCUGCACCAUGAUUGGACGGAAGUUAAUAUUCCCUUGUAAAUACUUAUAUAUAGCAUUAAUUAGGAAGGAGAUCCUUUAGAAGACUGAUGCGUAGAAGGCAGGCAUGGUUAAGUUUGACAACACAGGUUAGAUGUAGAAACUCGUCUGAGAUUGUUAGAUAUGAGCGUAUUAUUCUGUAGCUAAUUUUUCUUUAAACUCUACUCUAUGCGUGCAUGCCAAUCUGAGAAGUUUUAGUACAUGUAUGGAAAAAAAAAAAAUUGAUCUAUGUUACAUCUGCUAUCUGUUUGACUGAGCUUA